AUGGCGCCCCGCAAGAAGAAGAAUAUCUCCCAAACCGUGACCGUUUCUGACAGCCUUCCUCAUAAUAUGGGCCCCGUCCCCAAAAUCAUCAAAUCAGAAACACUAGCAAAGCCUUUGGAGGAGGGGCUUGUCGAUAGCCCGCCACCAGAAUCCCCGGUUGCUGAGGAGCUGGUCACGCCUACAAAAGCUACUCCCAGGGUCAAGAAAAAGGCUCACAAGUACAAGCUCAACUAUGAGCAAUCACCUUUUCCAAAUCACCACCUUCCAACACCCGAGACUGCCGAGGAAGUUCAUCGCCUUCUAUCCAAGGAGCAUGGGCAACGCAAAGCACCAACGAAAGUCCCGCCACCUUCGGCUACUAUAAGCGGCUGCGGAGAAGUACCUGAUCUCCUUGAUGCUCUCUUACGAACUGUUUUGAGUGCAAAUACUUCAGGUACCAAUAGCGCUGCAGCCCUUCAAGGUCUUAUUCAGACGUUUGGUGCAGUUGAUGGCAGUCCGAAUUGGCGUGCCGUUUCCCAAGUCAAGCCUGAAGAUAUUACUAAGGCGAUUCACAAAGGAGGACUUUCAGUUGUUAAGGGAAAGACCAUCAAGAAUAUUCUCAACAUAAUUCAUGCACAGAAUGUUGAGCGUCGGGAUGCACUUUUGAGAGAGAAAUCUACCGGAGAACCCGCCGAUGUCCUUGCAACUGGCCAUCUCACUCAAAUCCAGAAAGAUGCAGAAAUAGAUAGGAUCAAAGAGAAUCCAUUGACUAUGGCUUGGAUGUUUGAGAUCAAAAAAGACAGCGACAUCAUCGAUGAGUUGCUCAAACUCCCUGGCAUCGGUGUUAAGACAGCUUCUUGUAGUCUCCUUUUCAACAUGCAGCGUCCAAGUUUCGCUGUUGACACCCAUGUUCACCGUCAUUGCAAGUGGCUUGGAUGGGUGCCGCCAAAUGCCACGGCUGAUCAGACUUUCAACCAUUGUGACUUGUGGCUGCCAUCACAUCUCAAGUACGGGUUGCAUUCGCUGUUCAUCAAACACGGAAAGACAUGCUAUAAAUGUCGCGCGAAUACGAAUCCUGGGUCGGCUGACUGGAAGAAGGCUAAAGACUGUCCGAUAGAGCACCUCGUCGAUAGGGAGUUGACGCGGAAACCGCGAAAGAAACGAAAGAUUGAGGAUAGUGAUGAGUCUGAGGGAGAUCCAGAGGGCACGGGUGUAAAGCAAAAGAAGUCAUCUGGAAGAGGUGAUGUCAAGCCAACCAAGAAGGCAGCAAAGACGACCAAGUCAGAGUCAGUGAAAGUAACUUUGCCGAAGACAGAGGCCGUAAAAGCAACCCGUUCAGGGCCUUUGAGAGCGAGCGCAGUCAAAGCAAGAGCAAAGUCAUCGCAAGUCAAGGACGAUUCAGGGAGUGAGGUUGAGGAAGUGUUCUCCGAGUACGAUAAAUAA
This is a messenger RNA of Lachnellula hyalina, 1422 nucleotides long. RefSeq names its product putative DNA glycosylase. The record is from RefSeq and is a predicted model, not a curated record. Gene Ontology annotation, biological process: base-excision repair. The coding region runs from base 1 to 1422 and encodes 473 amino acids. NCBI's taxonomy places the organism in Eukaryota, Fungi, Ascomycota, Leotiomycetes, Helotiales, Lachnaceae. The transcript has a single exon. Gene Ontology annotation, molecular function: catalytic activity.